AACACAGGAUCUGGCAACCCAGUUAGCAGCUGCCUCUGGUGCGGCUUCAUUCAGUCUCUCUCUGACAGCCAGGCAGCGUGGAAACAUGGUGCUCGACUUGGACCUGUUUCGGACCGACAAAGGCGGGGAUCCUGAAAUCAUCCGUGAGACUCAGAGGAAGAGAUUUAAGGACGUUACACUGGUAGAUAAACUGAUGUCCGCCGACACAGAGUGGAGAAAAUGCCGCUUCACUGCAGACAACCUGAACAAAGCCAAGAACCUCUGCAGCAAGAGCAUCGGGGAGAAGAUGAAGAAAAAGGAACCAGUAGGGGAGGAUGAGACUGUGCCAGAGGAAGCCCAGAACCUGGAGGCCCUAACAGCUGAGACACUGUCGGCUCUGACAGUAACGCAGAUCAAAAAGGUGCGUCUCCUUGUGGACGAGGCGGUGGAGGAAACCGACCGGAAGAGGAUCAAGCUGGAGGCGGAAAGGUUCGAGUAUCUGAGGGAGAUCGGCAACCUCCUGCAUCCGUCUGUACCCGUCAGCAAUGACGAGGAUGUAGACAACAAGGUGGAGCGUACCUGGGGUGACUGCAGCGUCCAGAAGAAGUACUCUCAUGUGGACCUGGUGGUCAUGAUAGAUGGCUUUGACGGAGAGAGAGGAGCCAUUGUGGCUGGGAGCAGAGGUUACUUUUUAAAGGGCCCCCUGGUGUUCCUGGAGCAGGCUCUGAUCAACUAUGCCUUAAGGAUCCUCCACAGCAGGAACUACACCAUGCUGUACACGCCUUUCUUCAUGAGGAAAGAGGUCAUGCAGGAAGUGGCCCAGCUCAGCCAGUUUGACGAAGAGCUUUAUAAGGUCAUCGGUAAGAGCAGCGAGAAGUCAGACGACAGCUCCAUAGAUGAGAAAUACCUCAUAGCCACCUCUGAGCAGCCCAUCGCAGCCUUCCUGAGAGAAGAGUGGCUGAAACCAGAGGACCUGCCGAUCCGUUACGCUGGCUUCUCCACUUGCUUCAGACAAGAAGUGGGUUCCCAUGGGAGGGACACCCGCGGGAUCUUCAGGGUGCAUCAAUUUGAGAAGAUAGAGCAGUUCGUCUACGCCUCCCCUCAUGACGGCAAAUCGUGGGAGAUGUUUGAUGAGAUGAUUGGAACAGCAGAGGAGUUCUAUCAGUCGCUGGGAAUCCCUUAUCGCAUAGUUAACAUCGUCUCUGGGGCCCUGAAUCAUGCAGCCAGUAAGAAGCUGGAUCUGGAGGCCUGGUUCCCCGGAUCAGGGGCCUUCAGAGAGCUGGUCUCCUGCUCAAACUGCACCGACUACCAGGCCAGACGUCUCCGCAUUCGCUAUGGACAGACCAAAAAGAUGAUGGAUAAGGCAGAGUUUGUGCACAUGUUGAAUGCGACCAUGUGUGCAACAACCCGUGUGAUGUGUGCCAUCCUGGAAAACUACCAAACAGAGGAAGGCAUCAUCGUUCCAGAGGUGCUCAGGGACUUCAUGCCUCCUGGUUUGACAGAAAUCAUUAAGUUCGUUAAGCCUGCCCCGAUUGAUCAGGAGAUAUCCAAGAAAGCAAAAAAGCAUCAGGACGGAGGGAAGAAAAAGAAGAAGAAGGAAGGAGGAGACCAAAACCUGCCCAAUGCCAUGGAGAGCAUGUCCGUCAACGACUCAUAGACCACAGCGCACAUCAUCCGCCCGCCUUCAUCGACCUCACAGAAGAUCCAAACUGAUGGAACAGAGCCUCAUCUCUGACAACAAAGAUCAGCAUUCGGUUUUAGUUGUUUCUCCUAAACUGAAUUAGUUUAGACUAGAAAAGAAUGAAAGGGCCAUCUUUUAACUUGUUAAAUGUUGUUUAAUUCCUGAAGGAAAGGGAGGCUUCCUUGUUCCAUCUGAGUGUCAGUCUUCAUCUCAUGAAAAACAUUCUCAGUGUGUUGAUCCAGUUUCUCUCCACAUCUUGUACCUUUUUUGUAAAUAAAGCCAAAAUGAGCCUAAACCCAGCAGGUAAAACGUCUUACUCAACCAGUUGAUUAAUCCAGAUUACAAUCCUUCAGUUUAUCUGCAGUUACUUUAUGCGAUCACCUAAAUCCAGAUGAGCCAAUAAUGUGGCAAGUACACAUCAGUUUUUUGAGCAGCUAUCAUUUUAAGAUGCAGUUUCAACAUGUUUGGCAUUUUUCAUUAAAUCCAUAUGGUGUCUGUUGGGCUUUCCUUCCCGUGAUCUCAUCGCAAUCAUCACUGUCGCUGCUUGACGUCAAUUAUGACCGAGACUAUUGACAUCCCCUGUAUGGACUGAUUUAAAAAUAAAUGUAUAUGACUUCACAUUGAUGAAGUGGCACUUACUGUAAACAAUAAAUAGAACCGAUAUGAA
Girardinichthys multiradiatus is the source of this 2327-nucleotide messenger RNA. RefSeq names its product seryl-tRNA synthetase 1 (gene sars1). Bases 86 to 1636 code for a protein of 516 amino acids. The record is from RefSeq and is a predicted model, not a curated record. Gene Ontology annotation, cellular component: cytosol. Gene Ontology annotation, biological process: seryl-tRNA aminoacylation. NCBI's taxonomy places the organism in Eukaryota, Metazoa, Chordata, Actinopteri, Cyprinodontiformes, Goodeidae. The transcript is spliced from 11 exons. Gene Ontology annotation, molecular function: ATP binding; serine-tRNA ligase activity; tRNA binding.